This is a messenger RNA of Phaeodactylum tricornutum CCAP 1055/1, 2457 nucleotides long. RefSeq lists its product with no specific name. Gene Ontology annotation, cellular component: DNA topoisomerase type II (double strand cut, ATP-hydrolyzing) complex. Gene Ontology annotation, molecular function: DNA topoisomerase type II (double strand cut, ATP-hydrolyzing) activity; DNA binding; ATP binding. The coding region runs from base 1 to 2457 and encodes 818 amino acids. NCBI's taxonomy places the organism in Eukaryota, Bacillariophyta, Bacillariophyceae, Surirellales, Neidiaceae. The record is from RefSeq and is a predicted model, not a curated record. Gene Ontology annotation, biological process: DNA topological change. The transcript has a single exon.
AUGCAAUACGCGCUUUCGAUCAUCAUGGGUCGAGCCAUUCCCGACGCACGCGACGGUCUCAAGCCCGUACAUCGCCGAAUAUUGUAUGCCAUGGACCAGCUUUCCCUCUACCCAAAUACAGGACACCGAAAAUGCGCGCGUGUUGUUGGGGAAGUCCUGGGCAAGUUUCAUCCGCACGGAGACAUGGCUGUCUACGAUGCUUUGGUUCGCUUGGCGCAACACUUUAGUACGGCCUAUCCAUUGAUCGACGGACACGGAAACUUUGGGUCCAUCGACGCGGACCCCGCUGCUGCUAUGCGUUACACCGAAUGUCGCCUGACAAAAUUGUCGCAAGCGGCUUUACUAGAAGAUUUACAAGAUGAUACGGUAGACUUUUUACCCAAUUUUGACGGAAACGAAAUAGAACCCGCAGUUUUACCGGCCAAGCUCCCGAUUCUGCUACUCAACGGUUCGUCGGGCAUUGCGGUUGGCAUGGCUACCAACAUUCCACCGCACAACCUCAACGAGAUUAUGACGGCCUGUACCGCCUUGGUAAAGGCGCGCCAAGGGGGCGCGGCAGUGACGGACAAGAAGCUCUUGCAAAUGGUCCCUGGACCUGACUUUCCCACCGGGGCGUCGAUUCUUAGUACCGGCGGUACUGAGAAAUUGUACACAACAGGCAAUGGUGGGAUUGUCAUGCGGGCAGUGACCAAAAUCGAAAAAAUUACGACCGGCCGCAAAAGUUCCAUCACACGAACGGCCAUAAUUGUUACCGAGCUACCGUACCAGGUCAACAAGGCGGCAUUGUUGGAAAAGAUUGCGGGACUAGUCAAUGAAAAAAAGCUGGACGGUAUUGCGGAUCUACGCGAUGAAUCCGAUCGUGAUGGAAUUCGGGUCGUCAUUGAGCUCAAACGAGACGCCGUCGCGGCCGUAGUCUUGAACAACUUGUACAAAAAGACACCCUUGCAGACAACUUUCUCUGGGAACUUUUUGGCGCUGAUGACGGCGAAUCGUGACAGUAGCAGCAGCCUAGUACCACAACGAUUCACUCUUCGCCAAGCCAUGGACUGCUUUCUUGACUUUCGCUUUGAAACGAUUCGUCGCAAGUCACAAUUCCAAUUGACCAAAGUCAACGCCCGUUCCCAUAUUGUUGCAGGCUUGUUGAUGGCACUGGACAAGGUCGAUAUGGUCAUUCAGAUUGUUCGUGCUUCUGCGGAUCAGCAGGCUGCUCGAGAAGCUUUAUACAUUGAGCUCGGCACUUCAUCAGAACAAACUGACGCUAUUUUAAAAUUGCAACUUGGGCAACUUACUCGAUUGAACAAGGGCAAGCUCGAGUCGGAAAAGGCCGACCUCGAAGAAUCUCGUGAAAGUUUAACACAUCUCCUGGAAGUUGAUGAUGCGGUUUACGAUGUCAUGAGGGAAGAGUUCAUUGACAUGAUGAAGAGAUUUGGCGGUGAACGAAAGUCAAGCAUCAUUGUUGAAGAUGACGGCGAUUUUUGCGAUAUGGACCUUAUCGAAAACUCGAGAUCGGUUAUUGUUGUCACUCGUGGUGGCUACAUCAAACGCAUGCCGUUGAAGACAUUCGAGAGUCAAGGAAGAGGCACUCGCGGCAAACGCGGCACUUCCGAUGGUGGAGAGUCAGCUGACAGUGAAGUGGCACAUUGCUUCACGUGCAACGACCACGACACGCUCUUAAUGGUUACCCAGAAUGGUAUUGCCUACGGGUUACGGGCGUACCAAGUUCCUAUCGCGGGCCGUACGGCAAAGGGACAGCCCAUUCCAUCCGUAUUGCCAGUUCGCGGUGACGAAGUUAUUACGGCGAUCCUCCCGGUGUCCGAGUUCUCUGACGAAGAAUACGUUGUUCUGACAACAGAACAAGGCUGGAUUAAACGAACACCGUUGGAUGCUUUCGAAAAAUUGUCGAGCCGUGGCUUGACCAUCGCUACUUUGGAAGAUGGUGAUCGCUUGAAGUGGUGUCAUCGAGUUCGAAACGAGGAUGACAUCUUAAUCGGCACUGUAGGUGGGAUGGCGACUCGAUUCGGAGCUGCCAAGCUACGACCCACUGGUCGAACGAGUCGAGGCGUGAGGGCGAUGAAGCUCCGGGAGGGCGACACAAUUGCAGAUAUGAAUGUACUCAGUGGCAAGAACAAGGAGUACAUUUUAACAGUAACUGCACAAGGCUACGGAAAGCGUAUUGCGACGAGCGAGUUCCGGGCCCAGGCUCGUGGCGGAGUUGGUGUAAUUGCCAUUAAGUUUAAAAGAGGGCAGGAGGAGGACAAGGUAAGCUGCCUCCGAAUUGUAAAGGACGACGAGGAAAUAUUGGUUAUUACAGCAAGAGGGAUAAUGGUCCGACAGAAAGCGUCCGAUAUUCCGUCACAAGGUCGAUCUGCGACUGGCGUUAUGGUACAGCGCGUGGACGAUGGAGACCACAUAUCUAGUGUGAGCAUCGUACCACAAUACGAAGAAAUUGACGGCUAA